AUGUCGAUCUCCGAAACAACUAAAAAGAAGGAGUCUAAGAAAAAAGAGCCCAAGAGCAAAGAACCCAAGAACACUCAGCAGAAGCAAGCGAAAGCCAAGACAAGUAAGAAGAAUGACGACGCCGCCCUCAUUGGUAUCAAUGUGAAAAAGGCAGACGAUCUCGCAGAUUGGUACCAGCAAGUCAUUACCAAGGGUGGCAUGAUAAGCUUCUAUGACGUGUCUGGCUGUUACAUCCUUAAGCCCGCUUCAUAUUCGAUAUGGGAGUACAUAAAAGAGUGGUUUGAUGCGAAGAUCAAGUCAAUUGGUGUGGAGAACUGUUAUUUUCCCGUCUUCAUCUCGGAGGACAACCUUACUCGUGAGAAGGAGCAUAUCGAGGGUUUCGCAGCUGAAGUAGCAUGGGUGACACACGGUGGCCAGAGUAAACUCGAGAAGCGCGUUGCUGUUCGUCCUACCUCCGAGACCGCGAUGUACUCCGAAUUUGCGCGCGAGAUCCGCAGUCACCGAGACCUCCCCCUGAAGCUCAACCAAUGGAACAAUGUCGUGCGCUGGGAGUUCAAGCAUCCGAUGCCGUUCCUGCGCUCGAGGGAGUUCUUGUGGCAAGAGGGCCACACUGCACAUUUGACCAAGGAGGGCGCUGGUAAAGAGGUCCACCAGAUCUUGGAUUGGUACGCUGGUAUCUAUGAGGAGCUUCUGGCUGUUCCCAUGGUGAAAGGCACAAAGACCAACAAUGAGAAGUUUGCCGGUGCGGACUACACAACGACCGUGGAAGGUUUCAUUCCUGCCACUGGACGUGGGAUUCAGGGAGGCACGAGUCAUUGCUUGGGGCAACACUUUAGCAAGAUGUUCGACAUCAAGGUAGAGGAUCCCGACCAGAAGAAAGAAGAUGGAGGUGAGGGCAAGUCUAAGCAUCUCUUCGUUUGGCAGAACUCGUGGGGAUUCACAACACGAUCCAUUGGUGUAAUGGUCUUGACCCACGGUGACGACAAGGGGCUUGUUAUGCCUCCAAGGGUCGCUAAGAUUCAAGCAGUCAUUGUUCCCGUGGGUAUAACUGCAAAGCUUGGAGAAGAAGGUCGCGCAAAACUUGAGGAGCAAGUCAUAGCCAUCGCGGAAGUUAUCAAGGCAGCCAACGUCAGAGUCCACAUCGACAGCCGUGAGGGCUAUUCUCCUCCCUGGAAGUUCAACGAUUGGGAGAUGAAGGGUGUCCCGCUCCGUAUCGAAGUUGGACCCAAGGAUCUCGAGAAGCACCAGGUCUGUACUGCUCGUCGUGAUACUGGAGAAAAGGGAUCUAUUCCCAUUACGCAGCUUGGUACUGAUGUGCCCACCCUGCUUGAUACCAUCCAAUCAGAUAUGUUCAAAAGAGCUGACGCCAUAUAUCGCGAGCAUCGUAAAGAAAUCACCAAUUGGGAUGACUUCGUCCCGGCGCUGAAUUCUAAGAAUUUCUGCCUUAUCCCACACUGCGAAGGCGAUGACUGCGAGGACGAGAUCAAGAAAAUGAGCGCGCGGACAGAUACUGGUGAUGACGUUGCCGAGGACGCCCGUGCUCCAGCUAUGGGUGCGAAGAGUUUGUGUAUUCCGUUUGAUCAGCCUUCUGGUAUCACCCUAGGCGAAACGAAGUGCACGAACCCCAACUGCAAAGCCUUAGCGAAGUCGUGGGUCAUGUUUGGACGGAGCUAUUAG
Messenger RNA from Pseudovirgaria hyperparasitica, 1677 nucleotides. RefSeq names its product prolyl-tRNA synthetase. Bases 1 to 1677 code for a protein of 558 amino acids. Gene Ontology annotation, biological process: prolyl-tRNA aminoacylation. Gene Ontology annotation, cellular component: cytoplasm; aminoacyl-tRNA synthetase multienzyme complex. Gene Ontology annotation, molecular function: ATP binding; proline-tRNA ligase activity. The record is from RefSeq and is a predicted model, not a curated record. The transcript has 2 exons. NCBI's taxonomy places the organism in Eukaryota, Fungi, Ascomycota, Dothideomycetes, Acrospermales, Acrospermaceae.